Molecule: messenger RNA, 933 nt
Organism: Tachyglossus aculeatus (Australian echidna)
Lineage: Eukaryota; Metazoa; Chordata; Mammalia; Monotremata; Tachyglossidae
Product: histone H2B type 1-O
Exons: 1
Coding region: 479-859 (126 amino acids)
Cellular component (GO): nucleosome
Molecular function (GO): DNA binding; protein heterodimerization activity; structural constituent of chromatin
Source: RefSeq, a predicted model, not a curated record
UCGAGCACGGCGGCCAGAUAGACGGGCGCGCCAGCCCCGACCCGCUCGGCGUAGUUGCCCUUGCGGAGCAGACGGUGCACGCGGCCCACUGGGAACUGCAGACCGGCCCGGGAUGAGCGGGACUUGGCCUUAGCACGGGCUUUACCUCCUUGCUUUCCGCGGCCAGACAUAGUGACAGAAAACUGAAAAAGAGAGCUAUUCAGGAAAACAGAAUGCAAUUGUGAGGACGAGCUGCACCAAAUGCUUUUAUAGGUUUUUUGGGUAGCCAAAAGGAGCCAUUUCAUUGGUCAGAAAGUCCCUUCGUUACAUCAGCCAAUAGAAGGUUAGAACCUGAAUCCGCUUAUUUGCAUUAAGCAGCAACAGGACAUUCUCCAAUCAGAAAAUGUUAAAAGAAAACCUAGUUUGCAUACAUACCCUAUAAAUUCCUUCGACUCCAGAGCCAUACGAAGUUGUGUGUAAAGACAUCUUCCCUUCCGAAAUGCCUGAUCCAGCUAAAUCUGCUCCGGCGCCCAAGAAGGGCUCAAAGAAAGCCGUGACCAAGGCGCAGAAGAAGGAUGGCAAGAAACGUAAGAGAAGCCGCAAGGAGAGCUACUCCAUCUAUGUGUACAAGGUGCUGAAGCAGGUCCACCCCGACACGGGCAUCUCGUCCAAGGCUAUGGGCAUCAUGAACUCGUUCGUCAACGACAUCUUCGAGCGCAUCGCCGGCGAGGCUUCCCGCCUGGCGCACUACAACAAGCGCUCCACCAUCACUUCCCGGGAGAUCCAGACGGCCGUGCGCCUGCUGCUGCCCGGGGAGCUGGCCAAGCACGCCGUGUCCGAGGGCACCAAGGCCGUCACCAAAUACACCAGUUCCAAGUAAACCGCCCCCCACUCUUCUUUAAACCAAAGGCUCUUUUCAGAGCCACCCACAUUUUCCCUGAAGGAACUGUGAUA